This is a messenger RNA of Psilocybe cubensis, 3045 nucleotides long. RefSeq lists its product as uncharacterized. The coding region runs from base 1 to 3045 and encodes 1014 amino acids. Lineage: Eukaryota; Fungi; Basidiomycota; Agaricomycetes; Agaricales; Agrocybaceae. The record is from RefSeq and is a predicted model, not a curated record. The transcript is spliced from 17 exons.
AUGCAGAGUCCGAUAAUUGAUUCCGACACACGCUCGGGGGCAUCAACACCUACUGGACAUCCUCCAUCCUCAAUCUCCACGGAUAUGUAUCCACAGCCCCGUAUGGUCAAACGUCGAAGAGAUCAUGAAACGGAAUCGCAAUCCGAGAACGUUUCAAAUGAUGGUGAUGCUGGUUCCAAUGAGGUUCAACCUUACAAUGUUCAGCCCUACAAUACCAGGAGUAAAGUCCGCGUUGUAGCCCCGAGCUACGGGGACUAUUUACAGAUCCAAGUUCUCGCGGACAAAAACAUGCGGCUUAAACAAGAGCUUCUGAGGAUCCAGAUAGAUCAAAUCAAAGGGUCGAAGGGUUUGCAUUCGGACGACGAAAUUAGUCUGACUGGCGAUGAAGAAACAUUCUAUGAUGCAAAAAUGGAUUCAUCAAGUGAAGACUUACAGCAUCAGUUUGAAAAACUGGCAGAAACUAAGGAGCACCCUCGGCGAGAAAGGCAGGAUGCAGUAAAAAGCCUGCAAGCUGCUCAGACGACGUACGAGGAAGAGCUGGCACAGCUAAAAUUAAAGAUCCAUGAAUUGAGCGAGAGAAACGAGGAACUGGAGCGAGAGAUACAAGAAACGGAAAAGCUUGAAAACGUAAACGACGAUCUCGAAACAGAGAUGUAUGUAAAGGGGGUCUAUGUCCUUGGGGAGGCCCCAAGGCCUUCUAAUGUUCACGUUCUGGAAAGAAAUUUACAGGAGAAGAGUGCACAGGUCAAUUCCACGGAAGAUGAGCUAAAAAGGCUAAGAUCUCAGGUUGACGAAAUGGAAAAGGCCAACUUGCUUCUAGGAGAAGAGAAAAAAACAAGCAUCGAUAUAAUGGAAUCAAAGAUAGCGGAGCUGAAUUCGAAUAUCCACGAAUUUGCGAAGACCACUGAGCUCCUACAGAUGAAGGAGGCAGUCAUCAGCAAUCAGGAAGCAGAGCUCGCUGAGCUUAAGGCGCAGAUCAAUGAUUUGAUGAAGAUUAAUCAGCUCCUGGAAGAGGAAAAAGUAGCAUAUGUCAAGAGCAUGGAAAUAGAGCUGACUAAGGUCAGGUCUCAGCUCGAAAGCUUGCAGAAAGAUAAUGAUUCUCUACAACUCGCAAAUGAAGGCAUACUGAUGCAGCAAGUAUCUUAUGAAGAUAAGCUGCAAUUAGUGCUAGACUCGCACAAUGAUGAAGUCCAUUCGUUAGUGGAGAAUCAUCGACAGGUUGUCUCUGGAUUUGACGCCGAGCGUAUCCUGCUUCAGAGAGAACUCGACCUUGCCAAUGAAACCAUAAAAUCGUUCGAGUUUAAAGAAAAUACUGAUUCAAGAGUGCCACAAGUUGCAGGCGCCGAGCAUCUCGAUAAUUCCAACGACAAUCAUACAUCAUCGUUGCUCUCAGCUAGAGAUGCCGAAUUAAACGACUUGAGGUGUUUGCUGGAGGCCGCAGAGCGGAAACAACUUGCAGAUAUUGAGGAGGUAGGGUCAAUGAAGUCGUCCUACGUGUCCAGAAUCGAGGACCUUCAGACGCAGUUAGAAUCGGAACAGAAUCGAAAUACGGAGCUGGAUAAAAACGCUUCGUCUCUGCAGCAAUCCAACAUCCGUUUGCUGGCUAUCAUUAGCGGGAAAGAGGAGGAGUUAUUGGAACUUAAAGGGCUCUAUGACGAGGAGAAGAAAGUCCGACAAAUGGAACUCUCUGCUUAUCGAACGAAGGUCGAAGAACUGGCAAGCCAGCUUGCAGAAAAGGACAACGACAUCGUCUCAGCUCGAGUGGCUCACGAGCAGGAAAUUCAGCGUCUUUCGUUCGAACACCGUGAAAAGGUGGCAAAACUAGAAGAUGAUUGUAAUAAACUGGCCGAAGAUCUCCGAGCAAGCCGACAUCGCUAUCAACAAGACAUGAUCCAACAACAGCGACGAUUUGAUGCGGAACGGUCGGUAUUUAUGAAAAGCAACGAGACCGUUAGAGAGCUAAAAGGUAAACUCGAGGAGAAGAACCGUACCUUGCAGUCAGGGAUACGAGAGUUGGAAGAAGAAGUCAGGACCUUGAGGCGAACUAAUGAACAGGAAAAGCUCCAAUCAAUUGAGGUAUACGCCAACCAAGUCAAUUCCCUGACUCACCAGCACAAACUAGAGGCAUCGAAAUAUCAGGAAGACAUUAGGACUAUGAGGACUGACCUGGAAAAUUUGCGAGAAACUGUCGCGGAGAAGGACGAGAGUAUAACCUCUCUUAAUAGGGCUAGGGCUGCGUUAGAAUUACAACUCGCUGACCAAAGCGCUCAGAUAGCAAGCUUGGCUAGCAAAGUGCAGAUUGGGGAUGUCAACGAGCUAACGGUGCUACGUAAAGAAUGCGACAGGUUAUGGAAAUUAAUUGAAGAAAAGGACGAUGAUCUUGAAAAGGAAGAGGCAAUGGCCCUGAGAGUAGAGAUGGAAAGGAUGAAGGCAGAGGCACCUCUCGCGGCCAACAAAGCAAAUCAGACUAUGACUGACAUGACCACUGGUACUGUGCAGCCGGGAACUUCGAGGGGCAAGCAAAGGCAAAUAAGCCCAUCUAUGCUUUCCUCUGCAUUUCCGUCUCGAAAUGUGCGUUUUGGAUCCGUUGAGGAGGUGGAGGACCAUGUUUCGCAAUACGCCUCUUCAUCACGAGUAGGUGGCCAAGGGACAUCCAAUUAUAUGACGCCAUCUUCAUCAUCCUCAAAAUCUGCUAAGAUUGACACAUCUCAUUUUGGACGUGAUCGCACCCCCCCCGUUCCACCGCCCAGGACUUACGGCAAAGGAAGAGGAGCAGCGUCUUCCCGAUCUUCCCGAAGAGCAGCAUCCGUAGAUCGCGCAGAACCCGCUACGCCUUCACAUUCACGUCUAGAUGAUAUUGACGAGGACUACUCUGAUGAUAUUCCUCCAGAAGUUUCCCGGCCUCAAACUUCAUCGUCAGAUCCCGAUGUUGCUCAAGCCCUACUCGCGGUCGCCGCCAAGAUUGGACAGAUGUCCGAAAACUUGACAGCGCUCCCGACUUUGUUAUCAACGCGACUGGGCCUAUCUGGAGGGACUUCUGACUGA